AUGCUGCAGCUUUACCUCACCUCAUCCAGAUUCAGAUCAUACAUCCCUGAUUGGAUCGUUGUAAUUUGCCUAAUAUUCGUCUUUUUCCAAGUUGUUGAGCAUUGGGAACCGUUCCACCGGCAAUUCUACAUAAACGACCCUAGACUAUUACACCCCUUUGCCACCGUUCAACGUGUUACAGAUAAUGAACUAUAUGUCUACUCGACAUUGAUUCCAGGUGUCAGCAUCAUCAUCACCUCGUUGUUUAUUGCCCCUACAAAUGUCGACAAGUUGCAUCUUAUACAGCUAUCACUACUUGGAUUAUUGUUUAGUGUGUCUUCAGUCUCAGUGUUAACUGACAUUCUCAAAUGUUGGAUAGGAAACCCACGUCCCGAUUUUAUUCAGCGUUGUGGACCCGAUCCUCAAACGCCAGUAAAUACAUUGGUUGACAUCAGUGUUUGUACUUCACCGUUGGGCGCUAUGUACUUGUCGGACGGACUCAAAUCGACGCCACUGGGUCAUUCGUCUAUGGCAUUUGGUGGAUUAUUGUACUUGUCGUUAUGGUUCAUUGGCCAACUACGUAUCUUCAAGAGAGAAAAGCAUAGGAUGGGGUUAAUACUAGUGGCUACUUUGCCGGUAGUUUUUGCUGCUUACAUUGCUCUCAGUCGAACCCAAGACUAUCGUCACCAUUUCUUUGAUGUUGCGUUUGGAAGUUUGUUGGGAAUUGUGUUUGCCUGGUUCACAUACUGGAAGUAUUUCGGGCAAUUGACAUCGGCGCUGCAGGAAAGAACAGAAACAAAUUAG
Messenger RNA from Lodderomyces theae, 783 nucleotides. Its product is annotated as phosphatase PAP2 family protein. The transcript has a single exon. Bases 1 to 783 code for a protein of 260 amino acids. NCBI's taxonomy places the organism in Eukaryota, Fungi, Ascomycota, Pichiomycetes, Serinales, Debaryomycetaceae. Gene Ontology annotation, molecular function: phosphatidate phosphatase activity. The record is from RefSeq and is a predicted model, not a curated record. Gene Ontology annotation, biological process: phospholipid metabolic process.